This is a messenger RNA of Gloeophyllum trabeum ATCC 11539, 513 nucleotides long. RefSeq lists its product as uncharacterized. Gene Ontology annotation, cellular component: DASH complex; spindle microtubule. Gene Ontology annotation, biological process: attachment of spindle microtubules to kinetochore. Lineage: Eukaryota; Fungi; Basidiomycota; Agaricomycetes; Gloeophyllales; Gloeophyllaceae. The annotation marks the transcript as partial. The record is from RefSeq and is a predicted model, not a curated record. The transcript is spliced from 4 exons.
AUGUCGCGGUUUUCUAUACGUCCCCGACCAAGGGACUCCGUGUUUGCCUCAGGCCCAGACGCUUAUCGGGGUGACAGAGACGCAAUAUGCAGCCCAAACCUCUUCGACUGCGUCUCAGCUAUGGAAUCCUGCGCGGAACAAGUGACGGAUGCCCAGCAGCUUCUCAGGAACGGGACGUAUGAUCUGCCGAGGAUGAACAGGGUGCUGGAGAACCAGAAGGUAUUUUUGCUGGUGGAUGACGGGACGGUGCGGAAGUACAAGGCAGAUCUGGCGGAGGAGAUCGAGCCGCAGAUCAACGAGCUCAUAUCUCGAGCCGAGAAGGGUCUCAAAGCGCUGAGAAAGAAGCAGAGCACCCUACAAGCUCAGACGGCUCAGUCACGACCGUCAUCGCGCGCACGGCCAGCAGUGGGUACGACGACAGCCGCUGACAAGCUGCAGAAUCGACGCCUGCAGAUGUUGGUUCAGCAGAGAGAGCGGCUAGAGAAGGAGAUGGCACUCCUACAGCAGGACGUG